AAUAGUGUCAAUUGUCAAAUUGUAUAAACAAGCGUCGAUGACGAUUUGUUGUGUAAAUCCGAUCAAAAUAUACCAAAUAAUAUUGUUUAAUUUACAAAAAGAUCUUACAAAUAUAUUAAAUAAAGUGUUAAGUGCAUAAUAAUAACAAAAUGAGCUCUAUACAGGAGCGUUUGCAGCUGAAACGCGUACCUUUAGAUACAUGGAAUAUAAGGGAACAGUUAUGCCUUGCUUCUGCGGUGGUUAGGAGCGGUGACCAGAACUGGAUGUCAGUUUCCCGCGCUCUGAAAACUAUUGGCGAGCCAAACAGACCACCGGAUUGGUAUUCUCAAAAGAGCUGUGCAGCCCAAUACGGAGCACUCCUCGAACAUGUGGAGACACCGAAACGCAAGAAGCGUAGCUCGGAAGGUGCGGUGGAGACUCCACAGGAGAGUAUAUGGAAACGGUUGAUGCAGGAACGGAUUGCGGAGAUACAGAAACAGUUGGUCGAGAUGCAACAGCAGUAUGAUCAGGGAAAGGACAUAGUUCUAGAACUACGGAACCCAGCCACCUCGGACGAGAGGAUAAAGGAACUCUACGCCAAUAUGGAGGCUCGCAACAGAGCGAGAGAGAGAGAGCAAGCUAGACGCGCCGCCUGGUUGAAAGAGAGAGACGAAAAACGGGCCCGAGCCGACCGCGCGUGGAAACCUAUGUUGAAUAAUAAUACUACGCAGAAUCAGCCUACUGCGUCGUCCCCCGCCCCCCCUGCGUCCCCUCUGCUGACGUCACUACUCAAGUCGUCCCCCGUCGUGACCACGCCGCAACAUAUCUCGCAUCCUGCUAAUUGUGUCGAGACAGUGUCCCCCUCAGUGACAGCGCCGACUCUGUCCAUGUUGCUGGAGAAGUCAGCGUCGGGUACCAGCCAACAUGAGAGCAAGCACGCCGCUAUUGAACAUAUCAAGAGCCAACUGGUGCAGAUUGAACAGCAGCUUAAAGCAAACACACCGCCGGUACUAUCAACUACAGCUCAGCCGUCUCAACCGCCGCCGCUAGAUCUGGACGACAUAGAGAUAAAGGCGGAAGAUGUGUACGCGUUCAGAGACAUCGACAUACAUAUACCGCCCGUCACCGCCAUGCACAAGCCGGGGAACAGUUCCAGACCACCAGACAAGCCAGCAGGAACGGCCAGCAAGGAAGAGGAGCAGGUUCAGUCCCCGGCUGUGGCAACAGAAGGACCCGUCAUUGUGGAUGAACAAGUUAUUAAGGUGGAACCUGAACAAAUGGCAGUGGAACCAAUCGAAGAGGAGAUUCUUCAGGAAGAGAUUGACACUGAGCCGGUACAUCCACCAGUGCAGCCGGCGAGGAUCACGAAGGAGAACACGCCUGAGGCCGAGGUGAAGAUAGCGUUCCCUGAAGUCAAGUUCCCGACCACGGAGAUUAAAGUUAUACAGCCUGAGGAUCAGAAGAUCAAAGAAGAGGUGAAAGAACCAGAGACGGUGGCAGAAGUAUCGCCCGCAGUAGAGGAGACGGUGGAAGAAGAAAUAGUCACAGUCGAUGAUACUCCGCAGGUUGUUGAAGAAGAGAGCAUAAUACAAGAAGAGUCGACACCCCCACCGACAGAAGAGGAGAAGACUUCUGAAUCUCCUGUGGCAGUAGAGCAGGCCACAGAAGAGACGGUGGUAGUUGAGCCCACGGUGGAGAUUCCACCGGAGACCAUACCACUGCCACCGGAGCCUGAAGUUGAGGAGGCCGUGGAAACUGAGGCUCCAGUCGUUGAGGAACCCCCACCGCCCCCCCCAGAAGAGCCACAGAUCCCGUCCCUCCCCGAGCCGAUACACGCGGACAAUAUAGAGAGGGAGCUAGAGAUGAUGGAGAAUGGAGAGGAAGUGGUAAGAGAACCACAGAAGACAGCAGAAGACGUUAAGAAAGACGAGGAGUCUGAGACUGACGUAGAGGACACACAUACCGAGACUGAUGACGAUACGCCUAUGGAGUUGAGCAGAGAAGAAGAGAAGGACGGCAAGAAGAAAAGGGACUACUCGCGGAAGAAGAAGUCGGAUUCUAGAACUUGCUCCGGGUCGGAGAGCGCGGCGGAGGCGAGCGGGGCGGAGUCCCCGGGAGGCUGCGACGUGGACAGGCAACACAGGCUCUGGAAGAAGUCUGUCAUGCUGGUCUAUAGCAGACUAUGCACCCACAAGUACGCCUCCCUGUUCCUCCGUCCCAUCAGUGAUGAGGAGGCUCCAGGGUACAGCAUGGUGGUCAAACGGCCCAUGGACCUCACCACCAUCAGGAAGAACAUCGACUCCGGCGUUAUACGGACUACGGCGCAGUUCCAGCGCGACGUGCUACUGAUGUUGUCCAACGCGCUGAUGUACAACAGCAGUGAACACAGCGUCUACUCUAUGGCGAAAGAUAUGCACGCUGAGGCACAAGGCCAACUGGGCAUGUUACUAGCUGCGCAAGCGCACGCUGGCCUUGUACACUCCGCGCCGGCCAGACGCAAGCGGCGCCGGGAGCACUCGCCUACCUUACAGGCACAUAAACGACAGCACUAGUGCUGUGGUAUAAUGGUUUUAUGCUUGAGUUAGGUACAAGAGUAUUUUGAUUGAAAAUGUAAUUGUGAAAUGCCCAUUGCUGGUUUUUAAUAAAUGUGUAAGUAGCUUUUGAAUGUACAUCAGGAGACAUUAAUCCAUAAAAAUAUUAAAUAAAUAAAUAUUUCAGUUAUUCAAAAAAUCUUCCUUACAUUUAGAGUGCUUUUCCACCAGAGAUGUGCUAUGUAGCUAUGUUACAAAGAUGUAAUAGCUAAGCUGUGAAACUAUGUGAUCGUUUCCAUUGAUACUAAGCUAUGUAGCUGUGCGAGGAAGAUGCGCAGCUCGAGUAAGCGAUGUAUCGAUAGUAGGGAAGCCAUCCAUAGCACGCGUCCUUAAUUAUGUGUACCAAUGAAUAUGAUAGGUGGAAGCCAAACGCAUCCACAGGAACGUAGCAUAACACAUCUCUGGUGGAAAAGCACGCUUAGGGUUUGAAAACCACAGUAUUUCAUGUUUUGUCUGUCGAGGUGAAGAUUUCCAAUCUCUUGUAAGAAAACGGAUAUUAAAAUCAAAUUUUGGAAUAAUCUUAUACCAGCAGUGGGUGUGUCUUAGGGUGUUACCACACCAAUCAAUCGAUAGCCGAUAGAUGUCAUCGAUCGAUGGUAGAAUAGAUUAGUCGACGUCGAUCGAUAGUUUCUACUAGACCAAUCGAUUGACCGAUGCCAUCGAUCGGCAAUCGAUCGAUUGGUCUAGUAGACCUAUGUCGAUCGAUGGCAUCGAUUGACUAGCGAUCG
This is a messenger RNA of Spodoptera frugiperda (fall armyworm), 3298 nucleotides long. RefSeq names its product bromodomain-containing protein 8. The coding region runs from base 150 to 2531 and encodes 793 amino acids. NCBI's taxonomy places the organism in Eukaryota, Metazoa, Arthropoda, Insecta, Lepidoptera, Noctuidae. Gene Ontology annotation, cellular component: NuA4 histone acetyltransferase complex. The transcript has 18 exons. Gene Ontology annotation, molecular function: protein binding. The record is from RefSeq and is a predicted model, not a curated record.